Molecule: messenger RNA, 2521 nt
Organism: Condylostylus longicornis
Lineage: Eukaryota; Metazoa; Arthropoda; Insecta; Diptera; Dolichopodidae
Gene: Tmtc3
Product: protein O-mannosyl-transferase Tmtc3
Exons: 3
Coding region: 7-2460 (817 amino acids)
Biological process (GO): protein O-linked glycosylation via mannose
Cellular component (GO): endoplasmic reticulum
Molecular function (GO): protein binding; mannosyltransferase activity
Source: RefSeq, a predicted model, not a curated record
UGCAAAAUGACUACAAAUUAUAUUCAAUAUUUUUUAUUAGUUGCAAUUUCCGUAAUAUGUUAUUACAAUUGCUGUAAUUGUGGAUUUGCAUUUGAUGAUAUUAGUGCAAUUCGUGAUAAUAAAGAUAUAACACCAAAUGUUCCAGUCAUAAACUUAUUCAAAAAUGAUUUUUGGGGAACAAGAAUAACCAAAGAACAGAGUCAUAAAAGUUAUAGACCUUUAACUGUACUAACUUUUAAAAUUAAUUAUAUUUUGGGCAAAUUAAAUCCAUUUGGUUAUCAUUUAUUGAACUUAUUUUUGCACAGUUUUGUUUGUGUUCUUUACAAGAAGGUAUUGCAAUUGUUUUUAAACAAUGAAAUAAGUUUUGCAUCAGCUAUGGUGUUUGCAGUACAUCCGAUUCACACUGAGGCAGUAACUGGUGUUGUAGGAAGAGCUGAACUAUUAUCGUCAAUUUUUUCGCUGCUCACAUUCUUAUCGUAUGAUGGUUUAACCAAGAAAUCAUUUUCUAUGAGCAAAUUGUUUUUCAUUGUAAGUUUAGUUUGUGCUGUAUUGUGUAAAGAACAAGGUAUUACAAUAUCAGCUAUAUGUGUUGUUUACGAAUUAUUUCUUAUUCAACAAAUAACAAUAUAUAACUUUUUGCAACCCAAACACUUAAUGAAAAACAUUAAUUCAGAUGGAACUCUACGAAUUUUCUUUGUAUUGAUUGUAACCUUCGCUUUAUUGGUGGCAAGAGUUUGUAUCAUGGGAUCACAAUUGCCUGUUUUUACUAGAUUUGAUAAUCCAGCUUCCGCAACAUCUUUUCCGACGAAACAACUAACAUAUGGUUAUUUGAUAUAUCUUAAUUUAAUGUUACUAUUUUAUCCUUCGAAUUUAUGUUGCGAUUGGACAAUGGGAACAAUUCCUUUAAUAACAAACUUUUCUGAUGUUCGAAAUUUAUUGACUUUUAUUACUCUAUGUUUUUUUAUAAUACUUGCAUACACUAUCGUUUAUAAUCAACGAGGAAAAAACAAUUCACAUUCGAAAGUAUUAAUAAUGGCUUUAGCCUUUCUCACGAUUCCAUUUUUACCUGCAGCUAAUUUAUUUUUUCCUGUUGGAUUUGUAAUCGCUGAACGAGUUCUUUAUAUGCCGUCUAUGGGGUUUUGCAUUUUAAUCGGCUAUGGUUUUAAUUUGCUUUAUGUAAAAUAUAAAAACAAAAUUAUAAAUCUAUUUAUGAUAUUGUUGAUUUUAUCAUAUGGAACGAAAACGAUUAACAGAAAUUUAGAUUGGGAAGACGAAUUUUCAAUAUUUACAUCUGGACUUAAGGUGAAUCGAAAUAAUGCGAAACUUUUUAAUAAUGUGGGUCAUUCUUUGGAAAACAAAGGACAACAUCUAGAAGCGUUGAGUUACUUCCUAAAGGCGACGGAAAUUCAAAAAGAUGACAUUGGAGCUUAUAUAAAUGUUGGAAGAGCGUAUAAAAGUUUAAAAAUGUAUGAUAAAGCAGAACAAGCAUAUUUAACAGCUAAGCAAAUGCUACCUAAACCAAAACAAGGAGAAACAUAUCAAGCGCGUGUGGCUCCAAAUCAUCUCAGUGUGUUUUUGAAUCUAGCAAGUUUGAUAUCGUUAAAUCAAUCUAGGUUAGAAGAAGCAGAUUUAUUAUACCGGCAAGCAAUAAGUAUGAGGGCAGAUUAUGUUCAAGCUUAUAUCAAUCGUGGUGACGUAUUAAUGAAGCUAAAUAGGGUUGUUGAAGCUCAAAAAGUUUACGAAGAAGCUCUUAAAUAUGACCACGAAAAUGCAGACAUUCAUUACAAUUUGGGAGUCGUCCUUUUAAAUCAAAAUAAUACUGAGAAUGCAUUAACCCAAUUCGAAUUAGCUUUAAAAUUUAAUCCUGAACAUGAGCAAGCCUUGUUCAACUCCGCUGUUUUAUUACAAGAAUUGAAUCAACCGAAGUAUAGAGCACCCGCUUAUGAAAGGCUUUUGAAACUAUUAGAUUUCAAUAAAGGCAAUGAUAGAGUAUAUUUUAAUCUUGGAAUGUUGUCAAUGGACGAAAACAAAACGAAUGAGGCUGUCUUUUAUUUUAAAAAAGCAAUUGAGUUGAAAAAAGACUUCAGAAGUGCUUUGUUUAAUUUAGCUUUACUUUUGGCAGAUUCUAAAAGACCGGUUGAAGCGAUACCUUUUUUGAAACAACUUAUGUUAUACUAUCCCAACCACAUAAAAGGUUUAAUACUGUUAGGAGAUAUUUACGUAAAUAACAUAAGAGAUUUGAAUGAAGCUGAAAAGUGCUAUAACAAAAUUCUUCACUACGAGCCAAACAAUAUUCAAGGUCUUCAUAAUUUAUGUGUUGUUUACGUUGAAAAAAAUGAACUUAACAAGGCACUGAAUUGCUUAGAAAAAGCACAUUUUUUGGCUCCUGAAGAAGAGUAUAUUUAUAGACAUUUAAAUAUAAUAAGGGCGAAAGUAAAGAAAAAACCUAAUGAAAGUUAAUCACGUAAAAUAUUUCUUAAAUAAACAUUCUAGAAGUAGUUAAUUUAUUAAAUAACUAACU